Messenger RNA from Aplosporella prunicola CBS 121167, 1578 nucleotides. RefSeq lists its product as uncharacterized. Gene Ontology annotation, biological process: carbohydrate transport; transmembrane transport. The record is from RefSeq and is a predicted model, not a curated record. The coding region runs from base 1 to 1578 and encodes 525 amino acids. Gene Ontology annotation, cellular component: membrane. The transcript is spliced from 4 exons. NCBI's taxonomy places the organism in Eukaryota, Fungi, Ascomycota, Dothideomycetes, Botryosphaeriales, Aplosporellaceae. Gene Ontology annotation, molecular function: carbohydrate:proton symporter activity.
AUGGGCGGUGCUUUCGGAGGCUUAGGCAGGCAAAAGCUCAGCAAAACGCCCCGAGAGGCAGCAAGGUGGAAUAUUUGGUUGACUGUAAUCUGGGCCUCCUAUUGCGGUGGCCUUCACGGCUUCAACACUUCCAACAUCUCCGGAGUGAUGUCUAUGAGCUCAUUUAAGCGGGAUUUCGGUUUCGAUCAACUCUCUUCCGAAGCCAUUGCGGAUCGCCAAGGCUGGGCGGUCUCUUCCAUGCUUCUUGGCCAACUUGUUGGAGUCAUACUUUCAGGCCCGCUAGGUGAGACACGCGGAAGGAAACCGGUUAUCCUGGCAGCCGCAACUUGCUAUACCGUCGGAGCAAUCCUUAUGGCAGCGAACUUGGGAUCGUACGCUGAGCUUUUGGCUGGGCGUGUUCUUUCUGGAUUAGGUUCCGGCUUUGGCAUGACCGUCGGCACCAUCUACAUCUCUGAGGUCGCUCCCAGUGCUCUACGAGGCUGCAUGGCCACACUAUACAAUGCGAACAUCAUGUUGGGAGUCACAGCAAGCUACUGGAUCAACUAUGGCUCGAUCUUACACCUCCCUUCAUCUGGAAGUUGGCAGUGGCGUGCCGCUAUGGUGCUCCAAUUGAUUCCUUCAAUUGCGCUGUUCGUCGGUUAUUCAUCCUGUCCAGAAUCGCCGCGAUACUUGAUCAUGAAAGGACGCACCGAGCGAGCCAAAAGCGUCUUGAGCAAAUUAAGAAAUCUAUCUCACGAUCAUCCCUAUUUUGUGGAAGAAUUUACCGAGCUUACUGGAAAGGUUUCCACAAAUGGUGGGCAGAAGUCAAGUCUCGGUGCACUGAAGGAAUUAGCAUACUUCUGUGCACGGGAUCCAUCGACACGGAGAAGAGUAGUCUUUUGCCUACUAGUUCAAACAUUCUUUAUCAUGUGCGGUGGUAACUCGAUUACAUACUACGCACCCAACAUUUUGGAGUCAAUCGGUCUCAAGUCUACCCAAAUGCUCCUAUUCACGGCCAUAUAUGGAUGUAUUAAAGUACUUUCUGUCCUUUUGUAUGCUUUUAUUCUCACUGACCGAUACGGACGGAGACCGCUCCUACUUCUCGGCUCCGCGAUAAACAUGCUUUGCACGUUGUAUCUGGCCGUAUUUCUUGGUGUCGCCAAUAUCUCUUCAGAUGCACCCACAAGCCCAGCAGCUUGGGUCGCUAUCGUUGCAAUAUGUAUAUUCGCCAUCGGCUACGGAUUCGGUUGGGCUCCAGCGUUUUCUCUUGCCGCUUCUGAGAUUUGCCCCACACGUACACGAGGUCCAAUCGUCACAAUCUCGUUUGCUUACCAGAAUCUCUUAAACUUCGGCAUAACCAGAGGCUUUCCUAACAUGGUAGAGGCCAUGCAUCCUUGGGGGCCGUUUGCUCUGUUUACUGCUUUUACUGCCGUUGCGACAGUAUGGGUGUUUCUGUCAUUUCCAGAAUGCAAGGGGCGCAGUAUGGAGAGCAAGGACGCUUUGUUCAACUUGCCUUGGUAUAAAGUUGGAAAAUCGUUCGAUGAGGAAAACCCAAGUAUUUCUGAGAAGUUUGGCGUGAACAACCAGACAGAGAGAUAA